This is a messenger RNA of Gigantopelta aegis, 1192 nucleotides long. RefSeq lists its product as uncharacterized. The transcript has 2 exons. Bases 86 to 955 code for a protein of 289 amino acids. NCBI's taxonomy places the organism in Eukaryota, Metazoa, Mollusca, Gastropoda, Neomphalida, Peltospiridae. The record is from RefSeq and is a predicted model, not a curated record.
UGGAACACACCAGUCACAUGACCCGUAUUUUCUCUGCUCGUCCAUUUGUCACAGGAAGCUGUAUACAUGUGUUGACAAGAUCGUCAUGGUACAUGUGGUGACGUGUGACGUUGUCGUAGUCGUGCUGAUGCUGUUGUGGUCCUUAUCGGAUUGUCAAAAUUCAGCAAAUGAAUUGGCUCCACUGGAUGUUAGAACAUCAUCAACGGAUUAUCCAACACUCGUUAACGACACCACCUUGAACGUGACCCUGCAGAUAGCGGAUACCCAUGGCAGUGUCCUUGGAAGAGCUUCUCUUCCAUUUGGAAUGGCUGUCAAACUCAAGAUAGAAUCUAGUAACAUUAACAAAACAUUUGUAGCGGUUCCUGUCCAGUGCCAUCUUGUUUCUGUCAACUCAAAACGGAGGUACGCCAUUUUGAAAAACGGCUGUGGUGACGGCAUUGUUAUGUCUAAAACAGACGGAUUCGCCAUCUACAAUGGAACCGGUUUCAGUUCAGCAUUCAGGGCUCUGGAUUUUUCUACCAACAAUCGGAUUAAGUUCUCAUGUAAUGUUGUGUUUAGGAAAUAUGUUGAUACCAUCACGACUUGUAAUAAUAGUUCAUCCGCUGCACUGACAACUAGCGGCCGUGUUGAACAUUUUCGAGACGUCAACGCGAAAAUACAAUAUAUGAUAAAGGGGAAUAACUCUGGAAUGUUCACCUUUGUGGAGACGAGAGUUGUAGGACUUACCUUUGCUGAACAACUAAUUGCGUCCAAACUAAAGCGUGGAGAUCUCGCCCUGUCUCAGAAUGGCACAACGUCGCCAACAGACGUAAAAUACCAGGAUGACUCUCUUCAUGCCCGCAGACUCAUUUUCAUCCUGGCUUUUUGUGGAUUUUACCUCUUCAUACUUGCUGUGUUCAUUUCAAUACAGAUUGAUCGCAACAAACUCGAAAGCAUGCGUAAACCAAUACUGUAAUACAUCCAUCAAUGUUUCAAUGUUUUCAUGGGCGUCGUAAGUUCGUAAGUGUAGGGUGGGCGUGGGGGGACUGCCCCGAAGUGAAGAUUAUAUGUUUUUCCUUCUGGUUGAAAGGUCAAUGAAUACAUAACUACCCUCCCCUCGGUGUUGCUGGCUAUCUUGCAAAACCUGUUGUUUCGGUUUCUUCUAUGUUGGUUUACGGUUUUGUCAAUAAAUAGCUUUAAGCUUCGUUUUCUA